This is a messenger RNA of Lottia gigantea (owl limpet), 1005 nucleotides long. RefSeq lists its product as hypothetical. Lineage: Eukaryota; Metazoa; Mollusca; Gastropoda; Lottiidae. The transcript is spliced from 3 exons. The record is from RefSeq and is a predicted model, not a curated record. The coding region runs from base 1 to 1005 and encodes 334 amino acids.
AUGGAGUCGGGCCAGGAAAUUAAAAUCAACCAUAAAGAAGGUUAUAAAUCUAUUGUCGAUACGUAUAUACUAACAAUCGUUCUGGGAGUAACGGGAGCCCAUCAUUUCUAUCUAGGAAGACCUUGGUUUUUAUUCGCUUAUUUCGUUUCCUUCGGACUCCUUGGUGUUGGAUGGUUUUUGGAUAUCUUGCGAGUGCCGUGGUUGGUGAAAGAAGCCAAUGAUAGAAUCAGCAAUCCUAGUCUGGAAAACCACAAGCAUCUCCGUGAUGCCUAUAUAUUAUGGUUUCCUUGUGGUAUAUUUGGGUUCCAUCUCUUCUAUCUCAGACGGCCAUUCCUAGGAGUGCUGUAUUUUUUCACUUUCGGAAUGUUCGGAUUCGGUUGGAUUAUGGAUGGAUUCCGGAUGCCGUCCAUGGUAAGAGAGGAGAACGAAAAACCCUUUGGAGAGACUGAACGCACGAAACACACUCCAGUGGCAUAUUGUUUUGCUCUAUCACCAGUGGGACUUUUUGGGGCUCAUUAUUACUACUUGAACCAGCCAUGGUGGGGCAUUCUGUACACAUUUACAACGGGCUUGUUUGGUUGGGGUUGGAUCGUAGAUUGGUUCCGUUGUUAUUUCUUAGUGGAAAGAGCCAGAUUAAUAAAAACGAAACAAAUACAUCCCAAUACUAAAUUCCUGGAUGACAUUGCACUUUUGUGGUUUCCGUUUGGAAUUUUUGGUUUACACCAUUUCUAUUUGGGUCGACAUGGCUGGGGUCUGUUAUAUUUCAGUACCCUUGGACUUCUAGGAAUUGGUUGGUUCGUGGAUCUCUUCCGACUGAAUUCCUUUAUUAAUGAUCACAACAUGAGGAUUAAUUCUUGUUUAAUAAACGGCAAAGGCAGUAGAAACUACACCGAUGCUGCUAAAGAGACUCCUGAAGAUCACCUAUACAACGAUUCGGGAAAUUAUCAACACAAUCAUAAUGGAAUAUUGCCACCUUCAUAUGAAGAAGCAACAAGGACAAAAUGA